AUGCGCAUCCUAUUCGUUACCAUUUGUAUUAAUGUGUGCAUCGUUUGCAGUUGUGUGUUUAAGGGGAAGACUUUGAAGGACGGAGAAGAAUGGAGCGACGGAAGAUAUAUAAAAAUAUGCAAAAUUCUACCAACCGGUUGGGAUUACGAUGUCGUUGCGUGUGUGAUACGAGGCCGAGCGAUCAAGCCUGGUGAGAUUUUCACUGAGGGAUUAGACAAGAGAAGAAGAUUCAAGUGCAAAACUUAUCGCGAUGGAAAAGCGAUCAUUGCCAGAUUGUUUUAG
Molecule: messenger RNA, 282 nt
Organism: Necator americanus (New World hookworm)
Lineage: Eukaryota; Metazoa; Nematoda; Chromadorea; Rhabditida; Ancylostomatidae
Exons: 3
Coding region: 1-282 (93 amino acids)
Source: RefSeq, a predicted model, not a curated record